Messenger RNA from Theileria annulata, 3549 nucleotides. RefSeq names its product telomerase reverse transcriptase, putative. Gene Ontology annotation, cellular component: telomerase catalytic core complex. The record is from RefSeq and is a predicted model, not a curated record. NCBI's taxonomy places the organism in Eukaryota, Apicomplexa, Aconoidasida, Piroplasmida, Theileriidae. The coding region runs from base 1 to 3549 and encodes 1182 amino acids. The transcript has 3 exons. Gene Ontology annotation, biological process: telomere maintenance via telomerase. Gene Ontology annotation, molecular function: telomeric repeat DNA binding; telomerase RNA binding.
AUGGUAGAGUAUACAAAUAGAAGGUUGAGGUUUUGGAUCUUCACAUUUUAUAAUAUACACAAGGACUGCGUACAAACAUGCAAAAAUCUCGAAUCUCUAACCAAAAUACAGACUUUCACGCUUUACGACCUGCUGAAGCCUAAAAUUCAGUGCGUUGAAAAUAACCUGAGGUUUAACUUUCUGUUACUGGUCACAAAAUGUAUCAUAGUACAAAUAACUAAUGAAAAUAAUGAAAUAUGGGAGGAUGAAUCUAAAGAUGUGUGCGACCUGGAGAAGAUUUUGAAACCCUUCAAAACCUUAAAAAUGGAGGAUAAGCAGUUAUCUGCAUUUGUGGAUAAAAUGAGAAGUGACACCCCUUCGAAUCGUAAUUGUACAACCUUGAAGUUUAAUAAUAAAUUCAUAUGUUCAGAAUCAAGUCAGAAGCAAACCCAGAAGAAGGAUGGUGAUAUGGACUCGUAUAUAAAUAAUCCCAUGCUUUUUUUCAAUUCAGAGAUUGGGAAGGAUCUGAAUUUCUUUCCAGGGAAUUUUAGAAUAACUGAUUUGAUACCUAGCCAAAGAAUUUUAAUUCCAGUUGGAAUCCUUGAGCUAUCAAACUCGUCCAUCUACUCAUUCAUCCAGUCUCUUAAACAGUCUGACACCCAGUACAAAUAUGCACAGAAAUUGGUCAAGUUUAUACUAAACAAGAAAUAUAGAUUUAAAGAUGGAGAUAAUCUAAGAACACCAUCGCAAAUAUUUAUACAGUGCUCAGGCCAGAUCCUAUAUAAUCAAGUAAUUAAACCCUCAGAUUCAGGUAAAAAGCAACUAAGUGUGGGUAGUAAGUGGUCCAAUAUGGUUAUUUACAGGAAGUUUAUAUACUUUAGAAGAGGGAACUCGAAGAAAAAUAUACCCUUUAAAACUAUAUUUGACUCCAUGGAUAGAGAUAAGACCACAUUGUGGACCUUUUUCACAUUUAUAAUUUUUAAUAAUCGGUACUACUCGGAAAACCUAAAGGAGAGAAAGGAGUGCCUAGACUGGUUCCUAAAAUUAUUAAAUAUCAAUAAAAUUUCAACUGACAAGAAACAUAAGAAUAAUGGACCCAAGAGUGUUAAGUUUAGUAAAAACCUGUUACAGGGAUUAUUUGCGGAGUUUUCUAAAUUUAUGAAUAAUUUAAAUCGAGUUGAUUGGGAGGAUAAGAAAUAUUUGAGGAGCGAACCCCUGGCUGGAACUAAUUUGAAGACUGUUACUUUCCAUAAUGUUUACAAGUACGUCAAAUCAAUUGUCGAGCAGACCAUCACUCCAGAGUUACUAUGCGGAAAGUCAAACUACCUCAACUUUUUGAAGGUUUGUUACUCCCUGAUAACUCUGAAUAAGGGCGAAAACCUCUCAAUGUCGGAAGUUAUGAAAGGGUUCAAGAUCAAAGAUUGUGUUUGGAUAAAGAGAGGUUACCAUUCCAUGGGUCAAACUAGAACAAUACUUGACUAUUUGUGUAGAAUAAUAUUCUUUAUACUUCAAUAUCUGAUCAUCCCAGCCUUGGGAAGAUUCAUGUACAUUACGGAAUGUGGAUUUUCCAUGUAUAGAAUACACUAUAUACGAGUUGAAGAUUGGUUCAAAAUGCUAAAUGGAGCUGGAAACGAUUACCUGAAGAAUGGAAAACUGUGCAUCAGGUCUGACUCUUGCUAUGAAUUUCCUAAACUCAGGUUCAUUCCUAAACAGUCUGGAAUGAGACCUAUAUUGAACUGCAAUACCCCAGCUGGAUGUAGAGAAUAUUUCGACAACUUGAUAACUAAGUACAAACACAAGUUUAAGCCUCAUUGUAAAUGUUACUUUUGUAUAGUCAACAAGAAACUCCUAUACUCAACGAAUUUAAACAGGUUACUUAAAUUUAUACACCACGCCUUAACUGUAAACUCCAAGAUUAAUCCCAUACUGGGAAAUGGAGUUCUGGGAUACAACUCAUUUUACAAACAUUUAAAAAAGUGGUGGUUUAAACUCAUAAGACAGCUAAAAAUAGGCUCUGAUAUCAAGUUCUACUACUUUGUCGCAGAUUUGUCAAAAUGUUAUGAACGAAUUCCACACGAUAAACUCAUGGAAGUUCUCAAGAACAUUCCACUAGUAGACGCCAACUUCUCUGUAGUUUACAAGCGCUUUCUUGUGAAACUAUCCUCAAGUGUUAAUUCAUUUGCCAAAAUCGAAGAUAUUCCAUAUCACACCAUAAAGACUAAAACCCGUGUUUCCAAGACCAAAUCCAACAUUCUAAACCCAAAAUUGAGUUAUUCAUACAUGAAUAAUAAGGUUAAUAACAUUAAUAUAGUUAAUAGGAACAGUACAAAUAAGAGUAAAGUUACUAAUAGUAAUGUGAUUAACGGUGUUAAGACAAGUAUGAGGAGGAUAAGCACUAGGUUAUAUGGCAACUCAGUCAUAGCAUCAGGUUUAACGCCUACAAAAAGCUUUACAAUUACUAGGUAUGACAUUUUGUCCGCAGUGUCGUCUUUGAUUUCAUCACAAAACCUUAGACUUCCUAGCUUUGGAAAUGAUCAGUACAUUAAAUUAGACCGGGGAAUUCCCCAAGGUUGUUGCAUUUCACCUUUCCUCUCCAGUAUGUACCUUGCCAGCCUUGAUAAGUCACUCUCAUUUAGGCCAAAUAUUACAGAUAUGGGUAACGAGACCUCUAUGCCUCUCCCAAAUCUGUUAGUAAGGUGGAUUGACGAUUUUUUAUUCGUUUCAACCAACCCAGACGAUGUUAAUAGCCUCUCCAAGCUACUUUGUUACAAUAACUUUGGGGUCGUCAUCAACACCAAAAAGGUAGUUACCAACGCUUCCCGCUAUUCUUUCUUCUCUUCUUCCACCACUAACCCCAACACUGUUCUCUCUAACCUGCAAAUUAGUCAGGAAAACAGUAGAACCUCUCCUCAGGAAGAAGAGGCCUUGAGGUGGAUAAAUUGCAGGUUUAAUUUUGAUAUGGUGAAUCGCUUUAUAAAUGUGGAGAUUGUACCCUGGAAGAUUUCUGACAUCAGGAUAAGGGAUACGAUUUCUCUCUCAAAGUCACGCACUCACUCCUUCAUGUUCAGCGUCAUUGAGCAGAGGCUCAUAGGCUAUAUCAUGAACAAGCUUAGCCACAAAACUUACACUUGUUCUAUGAUUAAUUCACCUGAGUGCAUCGUAACUAACUCUUAUUUUGUAAUGAGGACUUGUUCUCUCAAGUUGAGCUGUGCUAUAAGGGUUUUAGUUCGGGAUUUUGGUUGCUUUGUAAACCUGCGUUAUUUUUACAAACUCAUUCUGAACCUCAUCACAAUCACCUCAAACCUGGUUUCUAAGGGAGGUCUGAACAUUAGAAGGCAUUACUUGAGGGAGAUUCUCAUGAUUGCUGUGAUUUAUACAUUUAAAUACCCCAGCACUCACUCUAGGAAGUCCAGAAAGGGCAUUAGGAAGUUGAACUGUUUAGAGCUUAUAAAUAAAAAGAUUAUGUGCAAAUUGUUUCAUCAUGUUAAUUCACUAUUAAAUAAGGAUGACUUGUUUUCUAUUGCUUCUAUCAUUGAGGAUAAGUACAAAAUUCACUGGUCUAAAUUCUAG